AGAAAAUGAAAAGGUCUUAUCACGGUUAUCAUUGUAUUCAUUACAAUAUUUAAUUAGAUGAUAGUUACGAUUUUCCUUCAUUUAAAUUGCAUAUUGAACUAUAGGAUUAAGUUUCAUUUUCUUAAUAUUACACUCCGCUAUUCGUGUCUUUAAGAGUAUGCCAAGAGUUUGAAUUUCGGCUAAUUUGCAAGUGAUGGAAGAAUCAAAGAAAGGUGCUCAAAGCCCCAGUGUAGAGGAUCUAAAAUACAAGGGAAAUGAAUGUGUUAAAGAUGGAAAAUUUAUCGAAGCGGUACUGCAUUACACCCAGGCUAUUAAAAUGGACCCGAACAAUUAUGUUUUGUACAGUAACCGGUCCUUGGCGUUCUUGAAACUAGACCAGCAUUACUUAUCACUGCAAGAUGCAAAUGAGACGGUUAGGUUACAGCCUCAGUGGGCCAAGGGAUAUUUCCGUCGAGCUGAAGUGGAAGCGGCCAGUGACUUGUACGAUGAGGCCCUCAUAUCAUAUACCAGGGCUCUGCAGUUGGACCCACACAACACCAAGUUGAUGGAGUCCAUUAAGAACAUAAGUGAAACACAGAAAAAGAAAUAUAGAGAUAGUCAAAAUAUCAUGUGGAUUUGCUCAUGUGUUGGCCUUAUAUUUGGUAUUGUUAUUGUUAUACUUGACUAUAGUUUAACCAAGACCCCAACUUUAUCGAAUCCAUUUAGCAUGGUAGCGUUUUCAAUGGCCCUGUCUGGUAUUGGGUGGAUGGCGGGUAAAGCUGCGACCAUGAUGAGCGGCAGUCCUGGUAAAUCACUUCAACCGCCAGAGGACUUAGGUGUUAAUGACGAUUCGAAAGAGAAAGAGACUCCAACGGAAAAGAGGAAGUACAGCAAGGCUCAGGCAAGACACAGAUACAAGCAGGGCAAGCUCUAGUCCAGGGUUAAGUUUUGUUUCAAUCAUUUUGGAU
Messenger RNA from Cydia amplana, 947 nucleotides. RefSeq names its product stress-induced-phosphoprotein 1-like. Bases 194 to 913 code for a protein of 239 amino acids. Gene Ontology annotation, molecular function: Hsp90 protein binding. NCBI's taxonomy places the organism in Eukaryota, Metazoa, Arthropoda, Insecta, Lepidoptera, Tortricidae. The transcript is spliced from 5 exons. The record is from RefSeq and is a predicted model, not a curated record.